Messenger RNA from Myotis brandtii (Brandt's bat), 943 nucleotides. Its product is annotated as NACHT, LRR and PYD domains-containing protein 1-like. Gene Ontology annotation, cellular component: canonical inflammasome complex. Bases 160 to 726 code for a protein of 188 amino acids. Gene Ontology annotation, biological process: innate immune response; regulation of apoptotic process; inflammatory response. NCBI's taxonomy places the organism in Eukaryota, Metazoa, Chordata, Mammalia, Chiroptera, Vespertilionidae. The transcript is spliced from 3 exons. The record is from RefSeq and is a predicted model, not a curated record.
AGGGAGAAGGAUCUGGUUUAAGAUGUGUGAGCACUACAUUAGAGAUGAGUCCUGACCCAGCCAUGUCCUCUUCCUUCUGAGUCAGGAUUUGUGGAAAAUGAGGAAGAGAGCAGUGCCUGAGGUGGCAUUAAUUUCAGUAGAGAUCACCCCAGGGUCCCCAUGGGGCUGAGCAGGGCCAAGAAGGUGUCAGGUGGGGAGACACCUCACUUGCAGGAUGGAUCGUGGCUUCUCACAUCACCACUGUUUCUACAGGAACUGGAGCUCUGCUAUCGAAGCCCUGGGAAACCCCAGCUCUUCUCUGAGUUCUACGUUGGCCAUCUGGGGUCGGGGAUCCGGCUACAGAUUAAAAGCAAAAAUGAUGAGACUGUGGUGUGGGAGGCCUUGGUGAAAUCAGGAGACCUCAGACCUGCAGCUCCCCUGGUCUCUCAAGCCCCGACAGCCUCACCUUCACCCCCCAAUGCUGCAGACUUGCUGCACUUUGUGGACCAACAUCGGGCCCAGCUGGUGGCUCGAGUGACAUCGGUGGAUGCAAUCCUAGACAAGCUGCAUGGACAGGUGCUGAGCGAGGAGCAGUAUGAGAGGGUGCGGGCUGAGCCCACCAAUCCAGACAAGAUGAGGAAGCUGUUCAGCAUCAUCAAGUCCUGGGACUGGGCCUGCAAAGAUAAACUCUACCGAGCCCUGAAGGAGAUCCAUCCUCACCUAAUUGAGGAACUCUUGGAGAAGUGAUGCAGUGGAGGAGACUAGGGGAGUUACUGACAAGCUCGGAGGCUGAAGUCAGAAUACCUGCUUCUGAGUCCUGGCUCUGACUGUCCAGGCUUUGGGUCUAGGUUUCUUCAUGUCUAAACACAUUGCCAUUGCCCAGCCAGAGUGGCUCAGUUGCCUGAGUGUCAUCCUCUUCACUGCAGGGUUGUUGGCUCGAAUCCUGGUCAGGGCACAUACCUGG